Molecule: messenger RNA, 783 nt
Organism: Colletotrichum truncatum
Lineage: Eukaryota; Fungi; Ascomycota; Sordariomycetes; Glomerellales; Glomerellaceae
Product: proline-specific permease
Source: RefSeq, a predicted model, not a curated record
AUGAGGAAUUCUGAUGAAGAGACGAUACAGUUCGAGACGUUUAGAGACUGUCUAUCCGCGGCCAUUGUGGAGCGCGUGACGAAACCGGCAUCUAAGCCCAAGAGACGGGCCAAAAAGACAAAAUCGGCCUCGCCGCAAAAGAAGAAAUCUCAAAAUGAGAAUACGGACGAGGCCCCCGUUGACGCGGACGACAUGAUGGAGUUCAGCUCCUAUAUCGCUUCGGAGGCCUUUGAAUCUUUCCCGGAGGACCUCAAGACCCUUACGCACGUGGCGUACACGGCGGACUCGGCGCUGCAAUCCCGCUGCUCGCUGCCGCUGACCGGCUCCGACGUGGCCGAUCUCCUACCGACACUCUCCCCGGCCGUCGCCGACUCGCUGGUGGCGUACAACAUAAUCGACCCGGACCGCCAGGGCUCGCACGAGUUCCUCGCCCCCGUGCUGACCGAGUAUGUUUCCGCACUGAUCGCGGCGCCGCCGCCCCCGCGGUCGACGAGAGACCAGGCCGAGGGCUGCGAACUGUGCGGCCGCGACUGGAUCGGGCUGACGUACCACCAUCUCAUCCCGCGCAUGGUCCACGACAAGGUCGUGAAGCGCGGGUGGCACCGCGAGGACGAGCUGAACAACGUCGCUUGGCUGUGUCGGCUUUGUCACUCCUUCGUGCACCGUUUCGCGGGGCACGAGGACCUGGCGAGGUACUAUUACACCGUCGACCUGUUGCUGGAGCAGGACGAGGUCGUGAAGUUUGCGCAGUACGCAAGCAGGGUGCGAUGGAAGGGGAGGUAG